Zychaea mexicana is the source of this 432-nucleotide messenger RNA. RefSeq lists its product as uncharacterized. The transcript is spliced from 2 exons. Bases 1 to 432 code for a protein of 143 amino acids. Lineage: Eukaryota; Fungi; Mucoromycota; Mucoromycetes; Mucorales; Lichtheimiaceae. The record is from RefSeq and is a predicted model, not a curated record.
AUGACACAGAAACAACUUAACAUGAAUCCUCAAAUCCCAGCUAUUCUUAACGCUAUCAAAAACAAUAACGAUUCAAUGCUUGCACUUGCACGUGCUGUCCUUUCAUGUCCAUCUGUAGAAUCUUCCAGCUCCGUAUCAAGAGCGUUUUCUUCUGGGCUGUUCGACGGCAUGCUCUUGACACGGUCUUACAAACGCAAAGUCGACUCACAGACGAAGUUUGUAAUGGAGGAGCUGACCAGUCUGUGCCACGACGUUGUCAGGGAGCACCAAUUGGAUAUCGCGCGCAGCGACGAAGUCAAUAUCAGGGACAACAUAUGGGGACGAUCUGGGAUAAUGGUCGAUGGUAUUCUCAGCAAACCUGAUAUUGAUUUGCUUAGAACAAGCUGGUCAGCGAUACCAGAGACGACCUUGAAGGCGCAACAAGAUUUAUAG